Molecule: messenger RNA, 357 nt
Organism: Lentinula edodes (shiitake mushroom)
Lineage: Eukaryota; Fungi; Basidiomycota; Agaricomycetes; Agaricales; Omphalotaceae
Exons: 3
Coding region: 1-357 (118 amino acids)
Source: RefSeq, a predicted model, not a curated record
AUGAAAACCCUCGACGUCAUCGUCGUAGGCGCAGGCAUCGGUGGACUAUCGACCGCACUUGCGCUCGCGGCGGACGGACGUCGGGUUACGAAACGAGUGGAGGACCUUUCUGAGGCCCAGGACGCCCUCAUGGCCUUGGGCGACUCGGAAGACAACCCGAUUUUUUGGGCAAGUGGGGUUAUGAGGGAUUGGUUGUUUGGGUGGGAGGUUGGGGCGCAGACGAGGGGGUUGGGUGUGAGUCAUGUGAAGGAGGGAGGGGAAAGAGAGGAAGGGGAAGGGAAGAGAGAAGGGGCGGAGGAAGAGGAAGAGAUGGGUGGAGAUGGGGAUUCCGAAAUUCCCACCAUUACCACCGCCUGA